ACCAAACUAUGUAAGAUCUUUUCAUACGGCAUAUUUAUGCUUAGUACCAGAACCCUGUCGCGGACCCUUUAAAGCACUUCAGUUGUCGAUCUGCAUGGCUAUUAGGUUCACUUGACCCAUAUCUCUGCUGAAUGGAAAAUAUAUUCACAUGAAGGCCUUCUUUCUACACUUGUUUGAAUGAUGUUGUGGAGCGUUGUGUUGUGUCACAUGAAGCUCCUUUGUAGAUAAGAGUGUUUGAUGAGCCAUGAGGCUGUUCUAAACAAAUCAGAUUUUCUGCUGACACUGUAGACUUCAUCAGGAAAAUCAACUCAACAAAUGUGAAAAUCGGUCGUAUGGUCUCAGCCCUUCUCUCAAGUAGGAUUUUUAUUAUAUCUCAGUUACUUCACUGUUUGAUAGCUCACACUGCAAGAGCAUGGUUGAAAUGAUUGCUGCAUCUUUGCUCUCCUUUUCUCCUGCUCACCCCCUUGGUUUUCACAGUGGCCAUGAAAACGUCUGCUGGGGGAAAUGACUGCCAAAUUAGCCGGACGUAGUGGGGCCACAAGUGAAAUGUCAUGAAAUAUGAGGCAGGCCGCAAAGAUAAUGUCUCAACAAGGCUGAGAUUUACUGGGAUUUGUGAAAUGCAAAUUGAAGCUGGCUCUGUUUCGCCUCUAUUCUUGACUGAUGCAUGGUGAGCUUUGAUCUAAUUUGGCCAGGGGAUGAUUUAGCGAGUCAUUAAAGCCUCCUCCCCAGAGCUUAAAAGCAUGCACGUCCCGAUUCUGAGAGUGUUUUUAUUGCAUGCUGCUGCAGGGGAGCAACACUCACUGAAGAGCUUUCUUGCACUUUCUCCCAGAACGUGCUCUCGUAUGUUGUUACAGUGAAGCCCCUCGCGCUGUCCUACCCCUAUUCUUCCGCUGACCCCUCCCCCAGUUUUGGAACUGACUCCACGCUAUGGAUAUGAGAGUGAAGAUGAGAUUCGCAGCAAAUUUUCAGCCCUGCUUGCAAGACAGCCUCUUGGCUCGCUGCCCACAUUUUGCAAGUCCCUUCUAGCCAACCAGAGUUCCUGUUGAGAAUCACCUGACCCUGAAUUCCCAGACAAAGAAAUGUUCAUGCUUUCCCUUUUUUUAAAGCGAUCUCCUCUACCCUGAGAAAGGGGGUGAAAAAAAGCCUCACACUGGAUUAUGAGGGUUGCGCACGGGCGUAUAUGGGCAGAGAAGAAGGCCAAAGUGAUGUCAGCGAUGAAUGUGAUAAAGGAUCAAGCGGAGUCUGAAACUGAGACCCUGAAGAGAAAAGUCUCAAUAAUCAAGCACCCUCAGCCUUCAAAACAGCAGCUGCCUCAGCCGCCGUCGCACACUCACCCUCACCCUCACCCUCAACCUCAGCCUCAGCCUCAGUAUCAACAACAAUCACAGCAGACCCUGCCGUCGCUGCACCAGCAACAGCAAGAAGAAGAACAGCAGCACAGGCAGCUACUGCAAAAACAGCCGCAACAGCAGCCGCAGCAGCAGCAGCCUACUGACCCCGCCUCCCCCACUGUGGCCACAACCCCUGAACCGGUUGCAAUACAAAAUGGAAACAAAACGUCCCCCAAGUCAGCAGACACUGAACCUGAAUAUGAGGACGACCGUGGUUUUGGCAUCGGAGAGCUGGUUUGGGGGAAGCUACGGGGGUUCUCAUGGUGGCCUGGCAGAAUUGUGUCCUGGUGGAUGACGGGCCGGAGCCGAGCCGCCGAGGCAACCAGAUGGGUCAUGUGGUUUGGAGACGGAAAGUUCUCAGUGGUUUGUGUAGAAAAACUGUUGCCUUUAAGCUCCUUCAGCAAUGCCUUUCACCAACCAACCUAUAACAAGCAACCCAUGUACAAGAAAGCCAUCUUUGAGGCGCUACAGGUGGCGAGCACCCGGGCGGGCAAAACAUUUGUGGGCUGUCCUGCCAGUGACGAAACAGAAACCUCAAAAUCAGUAGAAAUGCUGACUAAGCAGAUGAUUGAGUGGGCGAUUGCCGGCUUCCUACCGACGGGACCAAAAGGCUUUGAGCCUGCAGAAGAGGAACAAAAUCCGUACAAAGAGGUGUACCCUGAGAUGUGGGUGGAGCCAGAGACGGCGGCCUACUCGCCUCCGCCAGCUAAGAAGCCUCGCAAAAGCACAGUGGAGAAACUCAAGGUCAAAGACAUCAUUGACGAAAGGACACGAGAGCGGCUGGUUCAUGAAGUGAGGCAGAAGUGCCGCAGCAUCGAAGACAUCUGUAUCUCCUGUGGAAGUCUGAACGUCAGCCUGGAGCACCCGCUGUUUGCAGGGGGAAUGUGCCAGAGCUGUAAGAACUGCUUCCUAGAGUGUGCGUAUCAGUAUGACGACGACGGGUACCAAUCGUACUGCACGAUCUGCUGUGGAGGACGAGAGGUUCUCAUGUGUGGGAACAACAACUGUUGUCGGUGUUUCUGUGUGGAGUGUGUGGACCUCCUGGUGGGUCAGGGAGCAGCUCACGCCGCCAUCAAAGAAGACCCGUGGAACUGCUACAUGUGCUGUCAGAAGAACACGUCAGGCAUGUUGGAGCGCCGCAGCGACUGGCCGUGCCGCCUGCAGCACUUUUUCGCCAAUAACCACGACCAAGAUUUUGAACCACCAAAGCUUUACCCCCCAGUCAUGGUGGAGAAGAGGAAACCUAUUCGCGUCUUGUCUCUUUUUGACGGCAUCGCAACAGGGCUGCUGGUACUGAGGGAACUUGGCAUCCAGGUGGAUCGCUAUGUCGCCUCAGAGGUGUGUGAAGACUCCAUUACUGUAGGAAUCGUUCGGCAUCAGGGUCAAAUUAUGUACGUUGGGGACGUGAGAACUGUCACACGUAAACAUAUACACGAGUGGGGUCCGUUCGACCUGGUGAUUGGUGGGAGUCCCUGCAAUGACCUGUCAAUCGUCAACCCUGCGAGGAAAGGGCUGUUUGAAGGCACCGGCCGCCUGUUCUUUGAGUUCUACAGGCUGCUCCACGAAGCUCGGCCCAAGAUCGGAGACGACCGUCCCUUCUUCUGGCUCUUUGAAAAUGUGGUCGCUAUGGGCGUCAGUGACAAGCGGGACAUUUCUCGCUUUCUAGAGUGUAACCCUGUCAUGAUCGACGCCAAGGAAGUGUCGGCCGCCCAUCGUGCCCGCUACUUCUGGGGGAACUUGCCCGGUAUGAACAGGCCCUUGUCUGCCAUGUGCAGCGACAAGUUGGAUCUUCAAGAGUGUUUAGAACACGGCAGGACGGCCAAGUUUGGGAAGGUGAGGACCAUCACCACCAGGUCCAAUUCCAUCAAGCAGGGCAAAGACCAGCACUUCCCAGUUUACAUGAAUGAGAAGGAGGAUAUUCUGUGGUGCACUGAGAUGGAGAGGGUGUUUGGCUUCCCGGUCCACUACACGGACGUCUCCAACAUGAGUCGCCUGGCCAGACAGAGGCUCCUGGGCCGGUCGUGGAGCGUCCCCGUCAUCCGCCACCUCUUCGCUCCGCUCAAAGAUUACUUCGCCUGCGUGUGAGCAGCGGCAGGUGCAGCCCCACCCGCCGGUGACAAAUAAGAGCCUCCAUCUUCAAAUUCUAUAUCUUUAUCAUUUGACAAUUGAUGUAGAUUUCACAUUAUUUGAAUGGUUAUUCUUGUUUUAUUUAAUUUGGAUGGGUUUUUUUGGCCUUUUUAGCAGUGUUAUUAAGUUUGUUUGUGCAAGCUAUACUUGAGACGAUGCUUUCUGCUCACGGCACUGAGACAUCCGUGUGUUUUUGGGUGAUGACAACAAGACGAGUCGUCUGUGGUAGUAACACAUCAGGGCUUCGUGUCUUCCACCGUCGGUGCUGCCAUCUACUGAGGCGUGACAGGUCUACAGUGCUGGGAAAGCUACGAGUCUCUGAGAAUCCAAAACACCAGAUCACAAAUACCUCUUUGUUUACAGUUUCUUGACGCAACUAAAGGUUAAGGUACUACUGUAAUAUGGUGACAAUACCAUGGUGCUCCAUCAUGGCAGGAAACAUCCUCGCUCAUGUGGCAACAUCACGUUAGGCUGCACAGGAAGUUGCACAAUGAUGAGUUGUAGUUGGGUUGUCGUUGAGAUUCAGCUUCUGAUCGGGUGAUUCUUCCGACUGGGAGUGUUUGAACGAAACAACACAGAUUUACUUUCCUCUUUCAUAUCCAUGAGAACAGAUCGAUCUCUGAAUAACCUGUGAGGAAACACCAGCCACACAGCUGCAGGAGCACAGGACUCGCAGCCGUUGAUGCCCUAAAGCAAGUAAACAAGACUGGGUUGUGGGUGCCUUUGUGCAAAAAUAUAAAAAUACUUUGCAGCACUUUAGAUUAGGGGACAUCUAUUAACCAAUACUCAGCAAUACACUUGCUUGGUUACUGAUAGUUAUUAGUACUUAGAGUAAUAUAUGUGGCUAAAAUGAGUUUUCUCUGUCGGGGGGCAGCAUCUCCCUUGGAGAUAGGGCAAGGAGUUCUGUCACUCGGGAGAGACUCGGAGUCGAGCCGCUGCUUCUCUGCGUUGAGAGAGAGAGAGGUGGCCUCUCAUGAGGACACCCCCUGGAGGCCUCCCUUUGGAGGUGUUUCAGGCAUGGCCGGCUGGGAGGAGACAGAGGGGUCGACCCAGGACCAGGUGGAGGGAUUAUGGCCUUGUCCCAUCUCUCCAUCUAACACUGGGUUCUGUGUGUCACAUGUCAGUGUGGUGUGUCCCAGUCCUCCUCACUGGCCGUUCACCACUUGAAAUGAUGCCUUCAAACCCAGGGAGCUCCGGAGCUGACUUGAAACCAAGUGGGAACAUGAAGUGUGGAGAGAUGUCCAGGAGACCAAAGGACUUUAUUUGACAACAAUGUUGGACAGGACAACAGGGGCAUGUUAGUAGCCAGGACCACUCUUCCCUCUGUUGACUCUUUUCUCUGGUGUCACACGUCAGCGAGCCAAAUGCUCCACCGUGUCCCACAACAUGAACAAUACAACAUGGGUGUUCAACAGUAGGUUUGGAUUUCUUCUGAACAAACAACAGUGGGCUAGCAUCCAGGCUAACGUUAGCAUCCUCACACCUCUGACACAUCUGUCACUGCAACAUAGGCUCCGCCCAUUUCUUCUCCGCUGGUUCACCAAACCAAGUGAGAUGAUCAGCAUCGAUGCAAGAGGUUGCAGAAACGUUGGAGCUGUCAUUUCCAAAACGUUGUCUCCAACACUGGAUAUGCAGGAAACAAAACACAGCACUGCAGCCAAUGAGACGCUGUCUUUAAGUGUCGUCCCAAUUCUGAGGGACGUCGGUCGCUUCACUUGGUCGUGGGAGGGCGCUUCAUAGUGGAGGGAGCUUCACAGUGGAGGAGCUUCACAGUGGAGGGAGCUUCACAGUGGAGGGAGCUUCAUAGUGGAGGGAGCUUCACAGUGGAGGAGCUUCACAGUGGAGGGAGCUUCACAGUGGAGGGAGCUUCA
Molecule: messenger RNA, 5389 nt
Organism: Synchiropus splendidus (mandarinfish)
Lineage: Eukaryota; Metazoa; Chordata; Actinopteri; Syngnathiformes; Callionymidae
Gene: dnmt3ab
Product: DNA (cytosine-5-)-methyltransferase 3 alpha b
Exons: 18
Coding region: 1158-3476 (772 amino acids)
Biological process (GO): negative regulation of DNA-templated transcription
Cellular component (GO): cytoplasm; nucleus
Molecular function (GO): methyltransferase activity
Source: RefSeq, a predicted model, not a curated record